Molecule: messenger RNA, 1355 nt
Organism: Panicum hallii
Lineage: Eukaryota; Viridiplantae; Streptophyta; Magnoliopsida; Poales; Poaceae
Product: O-methyltransferase ZRP4-like
Exons: 2
Coding region: 22-1086 (354 amino acids)
Biological process (GO): methylation
Molecular function (GO): O-methyltransferase activity; protein dimerization activity; S-adenosylmethionine-dependent methyltransferase activity
Source: RefSeq, a predicted model, not a curated record
CGCCGUAGAGCCAGUAGCACCAUGGCGCUCACCAUGAGCACUAACCAAGCCCUGCUCGACGCUCAGCUCGAGCUCUGGCACAACACCUUCGGCUACAUCAAGUCCAUGGCGCUCAAAUCCGCGCUGGACCUCCGCAUUGCCGAUGCCAUCCACAGCCAUGGCGGCGGCGCCACCCUCCCGCAGAUAGGCGCGGCGGUCAAGCUCCACCCAUCCAAGAUCCCCUGCUUGCGUCGCCUCAUGCGCGUGCUCGCCGCCUCCGGCAUCCUCAGCGCCCAGAGCCCGUCGGGCGGCGCCGAACCCGUGUACGCGCUGACGCCGGUGUCCCGCCUCCUCGUCGGCUCCCAGAACCUUGCUCCUUUCACCGCCAUGAUACUCGAUCCAGCCUUCGUAUCCCCGUUCCUUGAGCUCGGCACAUGGUUCCAGAAUGAGCUGCCGGAGCCGUGCGUCUUCAAGCACACGCACGGCCGGACCUUGUGGGAGCACGCCAGCCGUGACGCCACCUUCGACGCGCUCGUCAACGACUCGAUGGUCUCGGACAGCCACUUCAUCAUGGACAUCGCCAUCAAGGAGUGCCCAGGUGCCUUCCAGGGGAUAAGCUUCCUGGUGGACGUCGGCGGAGGCCUCGGCGCGGCGGCGCAGGCCAUCUCGAAGGCGUUCCCUGGAGUGAAAUGUAGCGUGCUGGAUUUGGACCACGUCGUCGCCAAGGCUCCGAGUGGCACCGGCGUGCAGUACAUCGCCGGCGACAUGUUUGAGAGCGUCCCACCGGCGGAUGCCAUUUUCUUCAAGUGGGUUUUGCAUGACUGGGGUAAGGAGGAUUGUGUCAAGAUACUGAAGAAUUGCAAGAAAGCUAUUCCACCAAGAGAGGAUGGAGGGAAGGUGAUAAUCAUAGAUAUCGUGGUCGAAGAUGGAUCAUCAAACUCGAAGCACACAGAGACGCAGGCCUUGUUCGAUCUAUAUAUGACGCUUGUAAAUGGCAUGGAGCGAGAUGAGCAAGAGUGGAAGAGCAUCUUUUUCCAAGCUGGAUUCAGCGACUACAAGAUAUCGCCGGUGUUAGGUGCUAGAUCCAUCAUCGAGGUCUACCCGUAAAUUGUCUCGCGAGCAAAUGGUUAAGCUGGUACAUAUGGAUUGCGUGGGUUUGUAACUCCUAAUAAGUUUGCUACCUUAUUUGUGGUGGUAAUCCUUAAUCUGCUUGGGAAAGAGAAUACAAUCCAUACUGAGCCCACUCAGUACAUGUAUUCUUCCACGUAUGUAGCCUGCUUGUUUGUAAAUGGCAUUUACCUGCCUCCAUAUCGAUCUCAUCGGUAUAACAAUACCACAAUGAAAACCAAGAAACAACACCCAUGCUUUGCCGGCAA